ACAGGUGUUGGAGUCAUGAUGCUUGCUGGUUUCUUCUUCCUGCUCUUCCUUUCAGAUGUUGUGUCGCCUGAGGGUAACUGCAGUUAUCAGGAUGUUUUAAACCACCUGAACUUGUCCACAAACAACGAGCUGUUCUUUAUGACCCGACCCGUUAAAAACUACAAACACCCCACACAGGUUUCCCUGGAAGUACUACUCUACGCCAUUCUAGAUGUGGUUGAAAAAGAUCAGAAAUUCAUUCCUUAUGUUUGGACUGUCAUGAGGUGGCACAAUGAAUACAUCUCCUGGGACCCAAAUGAGUUUUGUGGCAUUGAUAAUGUUUCUCUUCCUACUGACAUUUUGUGGAAACCAGAUCUCACUAUUGAAGAAAUGACAGAGAAGGACAAAGCCCCUCCGAGCCCUUAUCUUACCAUCAAUAAUAAAGGAUAUGUUGAAGUCCAGAACGACCAGGUGCUGGUCAGCACCUGCAGGAUGCACACUUACACAUUCCCCUUCGACAUACAGCGUUGCAACCUUACCUUCAAGUCUGUCAUAUACACCGCAAAGGACAUUCGGCUCCAGUCGACGGACAACUCUUCAGAGGCCACAGAGUGUUCUCGUGAGGUGAUGCGGACCCAGUACGAAUGGCUAUUUCUCAACAUGACAGUCACUACCAACAACGCCAGCAAUAUGUUUGGCCAAGACAUCGUCAUUUACACUGUGCGUAUAACUACAUAUAGAUGCACACAGUACUUAAGCACAUCAGAGCAGAUCACUAUGUUGUUGCAAGCUGUGUACUACAGAUUAUUUCAAGCUGCAGGAGGAGGAACAUCAACCAUCUGACGCUUUGACAUCAUCUCAUAGAUCACCAUGAAGAGGCGGUCUCUCCUCUACAUUGUCAACUUCUUGGUACCCGUCUUGUUCUUCUUGUGUCUGGACUUGGCCUCCUUCCUGAUCUCAGACAACGGUGGCGAGAAGCUCAGCUUCAAGGUCACUGUGCUGCUCGCUGUCACUGUGUUACAACUUAUCCUGAAUGAAAUUCUGCCUGCCUCAUCAAACAAGAUUCCUCUCAUAGCGGUCUACUGCAUUGGGAUUUUUGCUCUGAUGCUGCUGAGCCUCCUGGAGACAAUUUUCGUAAUGCAUCUGAUGGAAAAAGACUCUGCAUCCCGAGAGGAAGAGGCAGAUAAAGACCGAAGUGUGAGUGAAGACUGUAAUAAACAGGGCAAAGCCAACAUCCGCAGCUGUCAUGGGGGGGUGCUCAAGUGGACUGACUGUGCGUGUAUCUUUGAUGUGUCUACUCGUGAAACUCCGUCUGAACUGCUGCCUGUGGCCAAAGAGGGCAACAGCAGCAAACUGAUAGAAGAGUACCAUGCCUUGGAGAAGCUCUCAGAUGAGCUGAAGGAGAUGGAGAAAACCCUGUCCCAGCUCCUCAACAACAGAAAGGAAGAGGAGAAGCCUGGCUACUGGACCGGAGUGGCUAAAAAAGUGGAAGUGCCUCAAAUUACUCAGAGCAGCAGGAGCCUCUUCAUGAUCAACAGUCCGAUCAGAGCUCUGAGGAAGGUCAGCACAGGGGCGUGUCUGUGA
Messenger RNA from Epinephelus fuscoguttatus (brown-marbled grouper), 1563 nucleotides. Its product is annotated as 5-hydroxytryptamine receptor 3A-like. Gene Ontology annotation, biological process: signal transduction; nervous system process; chemical synaptic transmission. The record is from RefSeq and is a predicted model, not a curated record. The transcript is spliced from 12 exons. Gene Ontology annotation, molecular function: transmembrane signaling receptor activity; neurotransmitter receptor activity; extracellular ligand-gated monoatomic ion channel activity. NCBI's taxonomy places the organism in Eukaryota, Metazoa, Chordata, Actinopteri, Perciformes, Serranidae. Gene Ontology annotation, cellular component: membrane; neuron projection; synapse. The annotation marks the transcript as partial.